Molecule: messenger RNA, 6755 nt
Organism: Beta vulgaris subsp. vulgaris (sugar beet)
Lineage: Eukaryota; Viridiplantae; Streptophyta; Magnoliopsida; Caryophyllales; Amaranthaceae
Product: pentatricopeptide repeat-containing protein At3g18110, chloroplastic
Exons: 4
Coding region: 147-4589 (1480 amino acids)
Molecular function (GO): protein binding
Source: RefSeq, a predicted model, not a curated record
CAUUUACGGAAAACGGAAUAAUGAAUAAUGAAUAAUGAAUAAUGAAUAAUGAAUAAUGAAUGUCCCGCCAACAACAUGAGCUAAAUCCAGUUAUCUAUUAGACCCUCUUGUAAAAACGUCUCAAAAAGCUGCUGAUUUCUCUCAAAAUGGCAAUAACAAUGGCAAAUUCUGGCACUUUUGCAGUAUCAGCGUCACCCUUGCACAUAGAUUCACUAUCCAAGGUACGAAAUUGCAUUCCUUGUCAUUGCACUUUAGCUUCAUCUUCAUCUACAUCAACUGAAAAUACAGUUGAAGAAUCAAACCCUAAAAAAUUCAGUUAUAGUAGGGCAUUUCCUUCUGUGAGAUGGCCCAAUUCGAAACUUGCAGAAAUUCAUCAAUUGCCGCAAACCCAUUCAAAUUUCACCUCUAAUUUACCGACCCAUGUCGCCGAAACGGCGAAUAAUUCGGAGGAUAUUGAAGGGGUUGAUGAUGAUGAUGAUGAUGCAGGUAGCAUGGAUGAUGUAGGGGAUUUAGAAGUUAAUAUUGAGAAUCUAGAGGUUUUGGGUAGGCCUAGUAAGAAUAAGGCUAAGAAAAUGACUAAAUUGGCUCUUAAAAGGGCUAAAGAUUGGAGGAAGAGGGUUCAAUUUUUGACUGACAAAAUAUUAGGGUUGGGGCCUGAUGAAUUUGUAGCUGAUGUGUUGGAUGAGAAAAUGGUGCAGAUGACUCCUACUGAUUAUUGUUUUAUGGUGAAGUGGGUUGGCCAAUCGAGUUGGCAGCGAGCUUUGGAAGUUUAUGAAUGGUUAAAUCUUAGGCAUUGGUAUUCGCCUAAUGCUCGUAUGCUAGCCACUAUAUUGGCUGUACUUGGAAAGGCGAACCAGGAAGAAUUGGCUGUGGAGAUUUUUGUAAGGGCGGAGUCUUCUGCUGGUAAUACUGUUCAGGUUUACAAUGCAAUGAUGGGGGUUUAUGCAAGAAAUAGUAGGUUCUCAAAGGUUCAAGAAAUGCUGGAUUUGAUGCGAGAGCGUGGUUGUGAGCCAGAUCUUGUAAGCUUCAAUACUUUGAUAAAUGCGCGUUUGAAGUCAGGUCCUCUAGAGCCGAAUUUGGCCAUGGACCUUUUAAAUGAGGUCAGAAGAUCGGGUAUUCGACCAGAUACUAUAACUUAUAACACUCUUAUUAGCGCUUGCUCUCGUCAGUCCAAUCUGCAGGAGGCGAUAAAGGUAUUUGGUGAUAUGGAGGCUAAUAGUUGCCAACCUGAUCUAUGGACCUAUAAUGCCAUGAUUUCAGUUUUUGCUAGAUGUGGACUGGCAAGUAGGGCUGAAAAAAUUCUUAGAGAACUGGAGACAAAAGGGUUUUUCCCAGAUGCCGUGACAUAUAAUUCGUUAUUGUAUGCAUAUGCUAAAGAAGGACAUAAUGAGAAGGUAAGAGAGACUUGUGAAGAAAUGGUGAAAAGAGGAUUCAUGGAGGAUGAGAUGACUUACAACACUAUCCUUCACAUGUAUGGUAAGCAAGGACAGCAUGAUAUGGCUUUGGAUCUAUAUAGAAACAUGAAAUUGUCUGGACUAGUUCCUGAUGCAGUUACUUACACUGUAUUAAUUGAUUGUCUUGGGAAAGCCAAUAGAAUAACUGAGGCUGCAAACUUAAUGUCAGAGAUGUUGGAUAGCGAAGUUAGGCCAACUUUGCGGACUUUUAGUGCUUUGAUAUGUGGGUAUGGUAAAGCUGGGAAGCAAAUAGAGGCUGAAGAAACAUUUCACUGCAUGCUGAGAUCUGGAAUAAAGCCCGAUAAGUUGGCAUACUGUGUUAUGAUGGAUAUCCUUUUGAGAUCUAGUGAGACAAAAAAAGCAAUGGCGUUGUACAAGGAUAUGGUUCGUGACAAUUUUAUACCGGAUCGCAACCUUUAUCUUUCUCUGAUUCAGCUUCUCAAGAAGGAUAACAAAGAAGAGUGCCUUCAAAGAGUUAUCUUAGAUAUGCAGCAGUUAUGUGCCAUGGAUCCACUAGAUAUAUCUUCCACUCUUGUUCAAGGUGAAUGCUUUGACGAGGCUGGUCAAAUGCUGAGGUUGGCUAUUGUUCAGGGAUAUGAUUUGGACCGUAAAAUUCUAUUAUCUAUCCUCAGUUCAUAUAGCUCCUCUGGUCGGCUCGUGGAAGCAGAAGAUUUGCUUAAUUAUCUUAGGGAUUAUGCUUCUUCAUCUCAGGAGCUUGUUGAGGAGGCCUUGGUAAUUGUGUUUUGCAGGAGUAACCAACUUGAUGCAGCACUGGAACAGUAUUAUAACAUAAAGGAGUCUGUCUCAUUUAGUGGGAACUGCAUGAUGUAUGAGUCUCUGAUAAUGUGUUGCAAGGAAUCUGAACGCUUUGAUAUUGCAUCUCAGAUAUUUUCAGAUAUGAAAUUUUUGAGAGUUGAGCCAUCUCAUGAUCUAUACCAAAGUAUGCCAUUCAUAUAUUGUCAACUGUCCCUUCCGGAGACAGCACAGUGGGUUGUUGAUGAAGCAGAAGAUAAAGGCGUGAUAUUUAAGGAUGUUGGCAUAUUUGUUAACCUUAUUAAUACAUAUGGGAAUAUAAAGGAAUUACAGAAGGCGGAGAGUGUUGUUGCUUAUCUAAGGCAAAGGUCUAAGAUAUUGGACAGGAAGGUCUGGAAUGCACUGAUACAAGCUUAUGCUGCAUACGGUUGUUAUGAACAAGCUAGGGCAGCUUUUAAUACAAUGAUGAGAGACGGACCUUCUCCAAUCAUAGAUACGAUCAAUCUGCUGAUGCAAGCUUUAGUUGUAGAUGGGAGACUAAAUGAGCUGUAUGUGUUGAUUCAAGAGCUUCAAGACAUGGGUUUUAAGAUUAGUAAAAGCACCAUCCUUUUGAUGCUUGAAGCAUUUGCAAAAGCUGGAAAUAUAUUUGAAGUAAAGAAAAUAUAUAAUGGGAUGAAGGCUUCUGGUUAUCUCCCAACCAUGCAUCUGUAUAGGGUUAUGAUUGGGUUGCUAUGCCGGGGGAAACGAGUUAGGGAUGUCGAGGCUAUGGUUGCUGAGAUGGAAGAAGCUGGAUUCAAGCUUGAUCUUUCAAUGUGGAAUUCGUUGCUAAAAAUGUACACAGGGAUUGAAAAUUAUGAAAAGACUGCUGAAGUGUUUAAGAAAAUUCAAGAAGCUGGACUUGUCGCUGAUGAGGACACUUACAACACUUUGAUACUGAUGUAUUGUCGAGACCGGAGACCUGAAGAAGGUUUAUGUCUGAUGCACGAGAUGAGAAGGAAGGGUUUGGAUCUGAAGUUGGACACUUGCAAAAGCUUGAUUGCUGCCUGCAGCAAGCAUCAGCUUUUAGAUGAAGCCGAGAAGCUCUUUGAUGACUUUCAAUCAAAAGGGUUUAAGUUGGAUCGUUCAUUUUAUCAUUUAAUGAUUAAAAUGUAUAGAGAUUCUGGUAGACAUGAUAAAGCUGAAAGGCUACUUAUUCAAAUGAAGGAAGUUGGUGUUGAGCCCACCGUUGCAACAAUGCAUCUACUUAUGAUGUCUUAUGGAAGUUCUGGACAACCUAAAGAAGCCGAGAAGGUCCUUGAUAAUCUUAAGCUAUCAGGUUUUAAUCUUAGCACACUGCCGUACAGUUCAGUUAUCGACGCCUUUCUAAAAACUGGAGAUCAUAAUGCUGGAAUUCAGAAGCUUCUAGAAAUGAAGAAUGAUGGUUUGGAGCCCGACCAUAGAAUAUGGUCUUGCUUUGUUUAUGCUGCAAGCUUAUGUCAGAGUUCAAAAGAAGCUAUGUUUCUCUUAAGAGCACUGCAAGAUACUGGUUUUAAUCUUCCAAUAAGGCUGCUUACAGAAAAGUGGGAAUCAUUAGUUACCAUCUUGGAUCAUUGGCUUGAGAGAUUAGAGCCACUUGAGGACAAUGCUGCAUUUAACUUUGUGAAUGCUUUGGAGAAUCUCUUGUGGGCAUUUGAUCUCAGGGCUACAGCUGCACUGGUUUUUCAACUGGCAGUAAAGAGGAGAAUAUACCGAGAUAAUCUAUUCAGAGUGGCUGAACAAGACUGGGGAGCUGAUUUCAGAAAGCUGUCCGCUGGAGCUGCUCUUGUGGGGCUUACAUUAUGGCUUGACCACAUGCAGGAUGCAUCACUGGAGGGUUCGCCGGAGUCUCCAAAAUCAGUUGUUCUAAUUACAGGGACAGCAGAAUACAACAUGGUUUCAUUAAACAGCACAUUAAAGGCAUACCUUUGGGAGAUGGGAUCACCUUUUUUGCCCUGCAGGACAAGAACCGGAAUUCUAGUUGCAAAGGCUCAUUCCCUUAGAAUGUGGCUAAAAGACUCCCCAUUUUGCUUUGACCUUGAGUUGAAAAAUGCUCCCUCCCUUCCUCAACUGAACUCAAUGCAACUUAUUGAAGGAUGUUUCAUGCGACGUGGCCUUGUUCCUGCUUUCAGGGAAAUUACUGGAAGACUUGGAGAAGUGCAACCAAAGAAAUUUGCAAGAUUGGCAUUGCUGUCAGAUGAGAAAAGAGAAAAGGCUAUUCAAGCUGAUAUAGAUGGAAGGAAAGAUAAGCUUGCCAAGAUGAAGAGAAAUGUAGGUGUUACACUGAAGAGGAAAGUGAGGCACCAGAACAGAAAGUUCGUUAGGAGAACGAUGUCAUCAAACACUAAAGAGACUUUUCAUCGGUGAAAUCUGCUUCCGGAUGAUUGUUUGAUUGAACACUAAAGAGAUGUUUGCUCGGUGAAUCUCCUUGAUCUUCAAGGAUACAGCUUAUGCAUGCAUUUACGGGGGUCAGGAGAAAAUUGGUUGCUGGCAAAAGCCUGGAUUUCAUCGCUUUUCCAGCCAUUCAGACUCUCAGCCGAUUGAUGAGCUUAGUAUUACCAAUGUGGGUAUACUCUUACAAGGCAUAACAGAGUCUAUGUUAGAUGUCGUUGCACAGUACCUCCUGCACUUCUAUGCAGAAAUGAUAUGCAAAGCCAAAGGACCUUUUCACGCCAGAGCAGCUGCUUAUUAUUCAGGUUAGACUUCAAACUACUUUCUCAUGAUGGAGUAAUACUUCAAAGAAUAAUAGGCCAGAAUCUUUGUGCUGAAUCGGUUGCAUGAAGUGAUGAAGUUUUGAGAUCUCUGCUCACUGAUGAUUAUGUGGGGUUGGAUGUAGGGCUGCUCCUAUAGCUGGCAUAAACUCUCAUGAUAGUUGCACAAUUACUUGGCUUCACAAUGGUCACUAUGAUCCAUUAGUCUUUCCUGUGAUAAUGUCGAACAGUAAAAGGUUAGAAGCUAACCUCAUUGUAGUCCUGCCAUGGGUAUGUACAUAGUAACAAGAAACUCAUGGGCCAUUUAGAAUCAAUGCUUCUUUCUAAUACUAUUUAUACCUUUGCUUUCUUUGGCUUUGAGAGGAGGAUAUUUCAUCUCUUUCAAUGGUUAGCUUUGCAAGUUUGAAGAAAGUAAAAAUAUAUUUAUUUUCUUGAAAACUUUUAGAUAGCCAUGUUACCUUGCCAAGCAUAGUUAAUUCUAUUAUUUUGAUGAUUUGAUCCAUGAAUUAGCUCAACCUCACCUGUGCAAGUUGCAUAGCUGAUAUUUUUAGUUGAGAACUUGAUACAUCCAUUUCAGACACUUCCAACAAGCACCUCUACUGUAGUGGCAGCUUGAAUAAUCGAGAAAAUAUUUGAACCUUCUUUUCUUGGAGAUCUGAAAUAUGUCUCAUGUUUGGUGGUAAGGGUCGAGACUGGAGAAAGAGUUGAAAAUCUCCAGAUAUAGCUAGUCCCUCAAGAGAUUGCAUAUAAGGGUGCAAUUGAACAGAUCGAGCAAGUUCUAGUUAACGUAACAUAAAACUUAUUAGUUUGAAAGCACCAUGAAGAGCAACAAAAGUCCGCAGGCCGCCUAAUUGAUGCCAACGAGUAAAAUCACCUUGUGCUUCAGGACCCCACAGCAACAAUAAAGAGUGUGCUUUAAUUAGCAGGAGUAGAAAUUGCUGUGGUUAAGAAAUUGCAGCCUCCAAAUAAGAGGCGGUCAUUCCAUGGGUAGGCCAUGACAUUACGGAGGUUGUGCCCAUAAACCGACCUCCUAAAGCAAAAUAAGCACAAGGAAAGAGCAAUAGACCGGACCAAACUACAAAAAACAAACGGUCCCUUAUAUUGUUUUUCUGACCGAGUGUGUAAACAAGUGAUAACAACUUCGGGUUGGUUUGGUGGGAGGAUUUUCCUGAUUUGCUAUAGCAAGUCAACACAACUUUGGAUUGUUUUGGUGCGAGGAUUUCCUGAUUUGCUAUAGCAGGUCAGAAUAUGCUCCAUCAUCUGCAAAAAUGAAUAAAUUCUCCCUUGCAUUUAGGCUAUGAGAAGAUAAUGGUACAUGGCUUCUGUCCCUACUCCUAGCACUCUAAGUUUCUACUCUGCACGAUAUUCCCUUCAUAUUGUGUUUGCUUAAUUCAUAAGUUUUCUGAAAGGGAUGAUGCCAUUAUAUUGGAUUCCCAAGUUCUACAUACACUCACAAUGCAAGUUAUUACAGAAAGAAAGUAAUAAGAUACUAUUAUAUCCCAACUGCUGGAAAAUGCUAGACCACAGGAUAUGAUGUGUUUCAUAUAUGAAGUUAAAUUCUAUAGGGAUUUGGCUGAGAUUAUGUAUAUUUCCCUGAUUAUCUCAUGAAUAUGCAGUUGGCAAAAGAAUCUCCUUACGCUAUGCUAUGUGGCAAGUGAACAUCACCAAAGCUUUUUACAGCAGGAUUUAUGUGGAUCAAGUAAGACUUCCAAUGUUAUUGCCCCCUUUGUAUGCUACAUGAUACUUCUAGUGCAAUAAAUGGCUUGAAUAAUGUUUCUAACUUGUUGAACAUGAGCCUCUAUUACAUUUUUAGUUUUCUUUA